AUGGCUGUUUCAUCUUCUUCUAUUUUGCUCCUUUUUCUUCUCUUUGCUUUUGCUGCUGCAGCGCCUAAGGAUUACUUAAUUGGUGGCAAACCUGAUGCAUGGAAGGUUCCUUCUUCUGAAUCCGACUCUCUCAACAAAUGGGCUGAGAGUGUUCGUUUCCACAUUGCAGAUCAUCUUAUUUUUACGUAUGAAGCUGGGAAGGACUCUGUUUUGCAAGUGAGCAAAGAGGAUUAUGAUAGCUGCAACAUCUCAAAGCCAAUCAAGAAGUACAAUGAUGGAAAAACAAAGGUGAGAUUUGAUCGUUCAGGUCCCUAUUACUACAUCAGCGGAGAAAAGGGUCACUGUGAAAAGGGUGAGAAGGUUGCUGUGGUGGUUAUAGGCCAAAGAAGUCCAAGUGUUGUUCCUGUUUCACCUGCGCCUUCACCAGGCGGUGGUGUUGAAGGUCCGGCUGUUGCUCCAAGUCCAACUAGUGGUGCAGAUGUUUUGCAAGGUGGUGGUUUGAUAACGGCUAUGGGAGUGGUGGCUGCUAUGUGGGUUUUCUGA
Molecule: messenger RNA, 543 nt
Organism: Lathyrus sativus (Indian pea)
Lineage: Eukaryota; Viridiplantae; Streptophyta; Magnoliopsida; Fabales; Fabaceae
Source: the annotation of a GenBank genome assembly